AUUCUUAGCUUGAGAUUAUAAGUUGAGUCCACUUUUAACGGGAAAAUAACUAAAAUCGUAAUUUACGACAACGGCGGGUAAAUGGUGGGAAUUACUAUGACUCCCCUUUCAAGCUGGGUUCCUAAGCUAGUGUUUAUAUAAAGAGUUUCAGAGACGAAAUGUUCCGAUAUGCUUUGCUAUUUUCUUUUGCUCUUACCGUAACCUUGGAACCUGUUUUCAAAAUUAACGGAAACCAGACUUUAAAUGAAGAGAAGACAACUAAAGAAGUUUUCUUACAAAAUGAGGAAAGGGAAGAAAAACAAGAAGAAGAAGAGGAAAAAAUUAUAGAAAAUGAAAAUAAUAGAAGUUUUCACGAAGAAAUGUCAGCUAUCGCCAUGGAGAGAGUUGAAUGUGGCAAAUAUACAACAUGGUUUGUUAGAACAGUUGUAUUUUUACCUAUAGUUAGGUUUAAAAUCAGGGGAGGUAUUUUAAACCUGUUCCGAGAUCUAUCCGACCCAGCAGACUAUGGAAUUAGCAAUGGAAAAAAUUUUAGAAUUCCGACUGUUAAAGGUUCCCUUGGAGCCUGGUUUAUCUGGCCCCAAGGGUCCUCUGUGACUAGUUUAUCUGAGUUAAGACCACGUGACACUCUGAUUGUGUAUAUGCAUGGAAACUCUGAUUCCAGAGGGUUCGGAGACAGGAUACAGCUUUACAGUGUAUUAACCAAGAUGGGAUACUAUGUUCUUUCAUUCGACUACCGAGGUUUUGGGGAUUCUACAAAAGUUCAUCUCAGUGAAACUACCUUGGUAUCUGACAGCUUGAAUGUCCUAACCUGGGCAACUAAUUCUUUUAAAAAAUCAAGUGGGAAAGGUCCUUUGUUGGUUGUUUGGGGGCACUCACUUGGCACUUCGAUUGCUACAAUAACAACAAAUAAAUGGCAAGCACUUGAUAAGUAUCUUAUUAGCGGACUAGUUCUAGAAGCUGCUUUUAAUACUAUGGAAGAUGAGGCCCAGUAUUUAGGUGGGGCACUUGUGUCAUGGCUAAACCUGAAUGUGUCAGCUGAAUUGAAAUGCGCAGAUGCCGAGUUCCGUUCUGUCGAUUAUCUACUGAACAUCACUGCGCCUACGCUAGCUUUGCACGCGGAAGACGAUACAGUAGUUCCUGUACAUCUCGAACUUUUUAAGAGUGCUGUUGCUGGUGGGAAAACUAAUAUUAGGUUUAUCAAUUAUGACAAGAAAUACAAUCUCAAUCAUAAUCAUAUAUUCUCAGCGACAACAAUAGACCAAGAUCUCAAGGAAUUCUUUUAUCUCGUUGGAAACACUUCAAACGCUGAUAAUCUACCCACGAAUUAAUAAAAAUGUAUAUAUUUUUUUAAUAAACAUUCAUUAUACAGUCUA
Messenger RNA from Eurytemora carolleeae, 1373 nucleotides. Its product is annotated as monoacylglycerol lipase ABHD12. Gene Ontology annotation, biological process: phosphatidylserine catabolic process; monoacylglycerol catabolic process. Gene Ontology annotation, molecular function: phosphatidylcholine lysophospholipase A1 activity; monoacylglycerol lipase activity. The record is from RefSeq and is a predicted model, not a curated record. Lineage: Eukaryota; Metazoa; Arthropoda; Copepoda; Calanoida; Temoridae. The transcript is spliced from 15 exons. Bases 159 to 1328 code for a protein of 389 amino acids. Gene Ontology annotation, cellular component: endoplasmic reticulum membrane.